This is a messenger RNA of Arabidopsis arenosa, 937 nucleotides long. The record is from the annotation of a GenBank genome assembly. NCBI's taxonomy places the organism in Eukaryota, Viridiplantae, Streptophyta, Magnoliopsida, Brassicales, Brassicaceae.
AUCUCCGAAUCAAAAACUCGUAAUUAAAGAUUUUCGAGUGGAGGAGAUAUGCAAUUGCUGACUCUAAACCCGCCGGCCAUUUCCAGGACGCCGUCGCAAGCCCUAGACCCUUCCUCUUCCUCGAGUCUUCUUCUUCCUUUUCCUCAGAUUUCGAGCUCCCAACGCGCUCUUGGUCUUUUAGCUAGGCCUUGUAAUCCACUUCGACGAGGAUUAUCUAGGUCUUUAUCAAGUCGACAACUUUUCCGACGAUCCAAAGUUGUCAAGGCAGUAGCAACCCCAGACCCAAUCUUGGAAGUUCCUUUAACUGAGGAAAAUGUAGAAAGCGUUUUGGACGAAAUCCGACCAUACCUUAUGUCUGAUGGUGGUAAUGUGGCAUUACAUGAGAUCGAUGGAAAUAUUGUGCGAGUUAAGCUGCAGGGAGCAUGCGGAUCAUGCCCAAGUUCUACCAUGACAAUGAAGAUGGGUAUUGAACGUCGUCUAAUGGAAAAGAUCCCUGAAAUAGUAGCUGUGGAAGCAGUUGCAGAUGAAGAGACUGGCCUUGAACUGAAUGAGGAAAACAUUGAAAAGGAAAACAUCGAGAAGGUUAGUUCUAGUAUAAGCUCUAGGUUGCUUAAGUACAGAUGUCUGGUGCUGGAAGAAAUCAGGCCAUACUUGAUCGGAACAGCAGAUGGGUCGCUUGAUCUAGUGGAGAUAGAAGAUCCAAUCGUGAAGAUAAGAAUCACAGGACCUGCAGCUGGAGUGAUGACAGUUCGAGUAGCAGUCACUCAGAAACUAAGAGAGAAAAUCCCGUCAAUCGCAGCUGUUCAACUUAUAUAGAAACCACUCUUCUUGUAUCCCUCGUUCUUUGUAUUAGCUCCCCUUGUAUAGUAUUGUUGUGCAUAGACUCUGUGUUUGUUGACAUAUGUUAUUUGUCUCCAAAUAAGUUUUGAACAUUUUU